Molecule: messenger RNA, 1452 nt
Organism: Scleropages formosus (Asian bonytongue)
Lineage: Eukaryota; Metazoa; Chordata; Actinopteri; Osteoglossiformes; Osteoglossidae
Gene: tada1
Product: transcriptional adaptor 1
Exons: 9
Coding region: 4-1050 (348 amino acids)
Biological process (GO): regulation of transcription by RNA polymerase II
Cellular component (GO): SAGA complex
Molecular function (GO): transcription coactivator activity
Source: RefSeq, a predicted model, not a curated record
UCCAUGUCCAGAGCACAAGGGCAGCGGUCCGAGCCCGAACGCAGGAUCGCCGUGAUGGCAGCUCAUGCUAGCGAGCUGGAAGUAGCGAAGAAAAACUUAACUGAGGCGGUAGGAGACAAUGUAAAGCAGUAUUGGGCCAACUUGAAGCUGUGGUUUAAACAGAAGAUCAGCAAGGAGGAGUUCGACUCGGAGGCCCGCAGACUUCUUUCCCAAGACAACGUGCAUGUCCACAAUGACUUCCUGCUGGCUAUACUCACACGUUGCCAGAUCAUGGUUUCCACGCCAGACAUUGUCAGCUCUCUACAGUGGACUGGUGGCUCUGCCUCUAAGCUUGGAAAGCCGAACAGGAAGAAGAAAGUUUCGUCUGUCAGACAGAAAUUUGAUCACCGGUUCCAGCCACAAAACCCCCUGAGUGCAGCCCAGCCGUUCAGUCCACGGGAGUCAGGCCCUGGAGACGAGGAGGAGCUGCGGCUGAGCGCCCACACCUUGUUGUUGCCCACCCGGGGUCAACUGGAGGCCCGCAUGAUGGUCAUAGCUUUUGAGCUUGGUCUGGACAAUGUUGCAGAGGAUGCCGUCAGCAUGCUUUCCUAUGCUGUAGAGGUUCAUUUGAAAGAUGUGCUGACUGCAGUGAUUUCCCGCCGAAAGGCAUACCGUCUGCGUGAUGGCCACUUCCCCUACUCUUUUGGCAAUGACAUCACUCCACAACCCUACUUGAAGAACAGUAUGGGAGCCUAUUACAGCAUCAGUGAGAGUGCGUCUCUCCCUGUUGGCCCACCCCCCCAGAUUUCCCCUGAUGAGGUGGAGCAGCAGGCUGCCCUCCUGCUGGCAUGCUCUGGAGAUCGCCUGCCUGCCCCGCUGCCCCCUAUAAGUAUGGCUGACCUGUUAGAGGCACUGCAGGUCCAUCGCAACGUGGUCCCCUCCCACACCGUGUAUGCCCUCAAUGUGGAGCGCGUCCUUGCCCACCUCUGGCACCCCAGUCACGAAGAGCUGGAGCAAGACCAAGUGCACCGACAACGUCUGGCCAGCAAGGAGGGCCUGCUUAUCUACUGACUCUGCAUUUGCCCUCAUCUGGGAGACCCCAGUGCUCACUCUGGGAGUGACUGUGCUGCAGGAAACUAAGCAGAUGAACCCUAGAGGGCAUGAAAGCUGAUAAACCACUGUUGUCUGACCGAUUUAAUGUCACGACCAAGACUUUCACACAAGCAGAAUUGAACGGGGAAGGAUGUUUGGUUUGGGUCAAGCGCCUGUAGGUCAUGCAGGUGGACUGUGAAGGUCACCCAUGAGGUUUUCUGUACACCAUCACUCUUUAAUGGACCUGCACUUCACCUACUCAUACUGCCCUGAGGCAGCCAGCAUGAUGAACCUUACGUUGGGUAAUUUAAUCCUUUAAAGGACAACACCCACAAAAAUUUCCUUGUAUUCCUGUUCUGAAUGUUUAGAAUGGGCCAUAAA